This is a messenger RNA of Durusdinium trenchii, 1207 nucleotides long. Lineage: Eukaryota; Dinophyceae; Suessiales; Symbiodiniaceae. The record is from the annotation of a GenBank genome assembly.
CGGAGGGCCAAACGACGCCAUGUCGCCCCUGCGCCCUUUGCUCCAGCGCGCUCGAGAGCUGCGUGAUCGCACCGCGCCGGCGAAGAGGCCCAACGAGAUCCAUCGUGUUCUGCUCUUCAGCCUGGCUCGGCAAGCCGUGCGAAGGCGGCAAUUUCUGGAGCAGCUGCAACGCUUUCCCGAGCUCCUGUCGCGGGUGGAGUGGGUGAAAGCCAUCGAUGGCGCGUCCUUGGAUCUGGCCGAGGUGCCGGAGGACAUCGUGGAGCCUCAAGGAAUCGAGGACGCCCAAAGAGCUCGGACAAAGGUGCUGGGCUUCGUGCUGACCAAGGGGGCCAUUGGCUUGGCUUGGACUUGGUUUGACACCCUGGAUGCUGUGCUUCGUGAUCAGGACCCGAGCCACGUCUAUUUGAUUUGCGAGGACGAUGCCAGGUUCUGCCCGAACUUCGUGGACGACUUCCACGAGCUCCGCCUUCGUGCCGAGCGACAUGAUCCACUCUGGGAGGUCCUUCAUAUUGGCUACCAUGUGGUGUGGCCCCCUGGGCGCAAGUUGACCUGUGGCCAUGAUCGCUGCAACGCCUCCUGUGCUUUGGGCCGUCCCACCGUGAUCUUCGGCGCCUAUGCAGUGGCACUGCGGCCACUGGGCGCAGCCUUGCUAUAUGAGCGGAUCUUCCCAGUGAGCCUACAGGUGGACAGCGAACUCUCACGAGUGUAUCAGCACUUGGCCAAGAGCUCCGGCCCCCUGGAGGCCCGUGUGCGCUCGCAGCAAAAAGCCCAGGGCCCAGCUGUACGUGUGUUUGCUCCGCGGAGUGUCAGUGAGGCUGAGGUGUCCCGCUUCCCGCGGUGCACUGGGCCGUUGGUGUUGGCACCUCCAAGUCAAGCUGGGUCGACGGACAUCCAGGUGCUCAGCUCAGAAAAUUGGGCGCUGCAGUACGGCGACCGCGCGGUCGCUAAAAAAGAGCGGUGAACAGCACUUCAAUGGAGCCACUGAUGACUCUGAUUGAAGUGACAAAGAAGGGAGUCUGUGGCAAGCUGACAGAGCUCCCACGGAGCCACUUUGGUGGUUUGAUCGCUGACAACUUGUGGGUGAUGGUUUGUGUCGCUAUACUGCCAAUUGGAGAAGAGCAGUCCAAUUUCAGAUCAUUUUUGCAGGUCAACUGAUAACUGCAAAUCGAUAUGCCACAACGCUAAUGCCCUGAAACCACAGGGAGGC